Trichoderma atroviride IMI 206040 is the source of this 1056-nucleotide messenger RNA. Lineage: Eukaryota; Fungi; Ascomycota; Sordariomycetes; Hypocreales; Hypocreaceae. The record is from RefSeq and is a predicted model, not a curated record.
UUAUGAUCAAAUGCAAUAACUUACAUUGGUUCAAUAUGGCAGUCGUAAUUGAUCCACCAGUGCUUCGAGAACUUGCUACAAUACUCGAAAAUGUCGAUUAUUUCCAACAUCCUGAUGAAUCAGACUUCGAAAGAUGUCGAGCAUUCAAAAAAGACAACAUGGGUCGCUGCACAGUUCGCGUGAGGCAAGAGCAGGAUCAAAUUGAUAGUCUUUUGUCUCAAUUUCGGAGUAUGACAAAAUGUGUCGACACCAAAGGCCUGCAUGACCAAAUGCGAACAUUCAUUACUCUGACACACUGCAAAAGAUAUCAUCUUUGCGAGGCUCUUGAGGCUUUUGAUACAUGGAAAAGGAAGCGGAAAGAAGCCAUCUCGAAUAUACGGCCAGUAACUCCACCAAGGAGUGUGACAUCACACAAUGGUUCUUUCGAAUAUGACUCCGAUACCAAUAGCAUGUCAUUUUCUAGCCUUGAGAGAGGCAGUCCAGAUUGUGACAAGUCUACAUUGGAUUCUCAUAUUGAAGACAGAAUGAGGGUUUUAAAAAUCGCUACAUCUACGCGCCACGCUAGCACACAGACAGGGGACAAUGGCAUUGACGAAAUCGACAGAGAAAAGUUUGAGAGACUGGUCGGUGAUGUUCAUUUCCCGAAACAAGGGAAAGAUUACAAUCAUGGAAAAAUAUCUCAAACGAUACAAAAAGGUUUUAGUGAGAAACGACAGGCCGGUAUUCUCUAUGUCCUUGGGCAUACCAAGAUACCUGGUUUAUUCAAGAUUGGACAAUCAAAAUUCCCUAAAGAUGUGAGGCACAACCAAAAUUGCUACAAAACUGAGACAGAGGAUAUUUAUGCGACUGAGUUCCCGUUCCUUGGCUAUGAGCGGGCUGAGAAACUUGCUCUUAAAAUUCUUCGGCGCAAGAGGCUCUUGAUUGUCGAAUGUAUUCGGUGCACAAACACCCAUCAAGAGUGGUUCCUGGCAACUAGAGAGGAGGUAGUCAGUGUUGUUGAGCUAGCAGAGCGAUGACGGUAUACGCAAGAAGAUGUAUCACUUUUCUGUGCUCAAG